GUUCUUGGCAGGGCUGUACCCUGAGAAGGGAGCUGAGCACCUGAAGCAAUCACUUUAGGGUGGGUCCAGCUUAGGGGCCGUUUGCAAGAUCCUGGCCUGGGGGAAAGGUGUGGGCUGCUGGGCUUGGCAGGAAGAGGGGGUUUCAUGUUUCUGAGCGGUUUCUGAGUUCCCAUGGAUCUUCCCUGGGCCUGGAGCUAAAAGGAGGGAGGCUGUGGGAACAGGAGCUCCUGGGACCCGUGGCUUCACGGAGGCCAAAGUUGCUCCCACUGCCUGCCGUACCUGGAGCCCCGAGAGCAGGCAGCCCAGGCACUGGUAGCAGUGGCAGCGAGGCCGUGGCAGCGUUCCCAGCAGAGGAUGCCCCCGGCCCUGGAGCGCGCCGAGGGCUGCUGGGCCUGGGUGGUCCUGCUGGCCGCCGUGGUGGCCCAGGGCCUCACCCUGGGCUUCCCCACGUGCAUCGGCAUCUUCUUCACUGAGCUACAGUGGGAGUUCCAGGCCAACAACAGCGAGACCUCCUGGUUCCCCUCCAUCCUGACGGCCAUGCUCCACGCGGGGGGACCCCUGUGCAGCAUCCUGGUGGGACGCUUCGGCUGCCGAGCCACAGUGAUGGUGGGGGGCGUGCUGGCCAGCCUGGGCAUGGUGGCCAGCUCCUUCUGCCGCACCCUCGGCCAGCUCUACCUCACAGCAGGCUUCUUCACAGGCCUGGGCUUGUGCUUCAGUUUCCAGUCGACCAUCACCGUUUUGGGCUUCUAUUUCACCCGCCGGCGGGCGCUGGCCAACGCUGUGGCUUCGGUGGGCGUCUCCCUGGGCAUCACACUCUGGCCGCUGCUGGCCCGCCACCUCCUGGAGGAACUGGGCUGGAGGGGCACCUUCCUGGUCUUCGGCGGGGUUUUCCUCCACUGCUGCGUCUGCGGCGCCAUCCUGAGGCCCGUGGCCCCCAGCGUGGCCCCUGCACCCAGAGAAGGCCCUUCUGUGCCCUCCAAGACACCGGCGCCCGGCUGCCUGGCCGCAUGUGGCCGGGCCAUCCUGCGCCACCUGGCCUUCGACAUCCUGUGGCACAACGCUGGCUACCGCGUGUUCACGCUGGGUGUCACGUGGAUGAUCCUCGGUUUCCCGCUGCCACAAGUCUUCCUGGUGCCGUUCGCCAUGCGGCACGGGAUCGACGAGCACAAGGCCGCCCUGCUCAUCUCCAUCAUCGGCUUUAGCAACAUCUUCCUGCGGCCCAUGGCCGGGCUGGUGGCCGGCCGCCAGAACUUCGCCAGAUAUCGCAAGUACCUCUUCAGCCUCGCAGUUCUGCUCAACGGGCUCACCAACCUGGUGUGCACGGUGUCGGCCAACUUCCGAGUGCUGGUGGUCUACUGCCUGGUGUACAGCGUGUCCAUGAGCGUGGUGGGCGCCCUCUUCUUCCAGGUCCUCAUGGACGUGGUCCCCAUGGAUCGGUUCUCCAGGGCCCUGGGCCUCUGCACCAUCCUGGAGAGCAUCUCCAUCCUCAUCUCCCCGCCAAUGGCUGGGCUCGUCCUGGACAACACUGACAGCAACUUCAGCUACGUCUUCUACAUGUCAAGCUUCUUCCUCGUCUCCGCCGCCCUCUUCAUGGGUGGCGGCUUCUGUGCGCUUCAGAAGAAGGAGAGGCAGGGCAGGCCGGCCGAGGCGGAAGCAGCCGUCCCGGAGUCGGCCCCGCUGCGGGCCCUCGGCAGGGAGGACACAGGCAGUCCGGAGAAGCGGCUGUGCACCGAAGAAAUCAUGUAUGUGACCAGCGUCUGAACCCCAGGAUCACAUGUGUGACCGGCAUCUGAGCCCCGAGGGCAGUGAGCGAACACUGCCUCCGCCCAGGAACGCGAUGUCCUGCUGUUUCACCGGGUGAAGCCUGAACCAAAGGGCUGGCCGGCCCGCCCCGCAGGUCGGGACUCAGCCAGGGGCUGGGGCCUUGGAGGCUGGCCUCCGAAGACUCAGGGUUCCUUCCGACGAGCAGAAUCCAGGAGCCGGUCCUCCUGACUUUUUUCCUUGGGCACCAGGGUACUUGGGGCCCAAGAAGGUGGGUCUGAGCUCUGCUUGGGUCUCUCAUGGCCGACGGGGCUCAGCUGGCUGCCCACUGCCGCUGCUACAACUCAACACACCGGGCCUUCAGGUCCAGCCUGGAUGCUUCUGAGGUGGCCUCUCUGUCCUUCUCCAGCUCCAGACAGUUCCAAAGAGCCCCCUAAGCCCUCCUGCCCCCCUUCCUCCCUGUGGCCCAGCCCUUGCCCUCGGGGCUGCCCCCAGCACCAGUUGCUGGGCCUCCCACUGAUUGGGACUCGGGAAGAAGGGCCUUGGGAGAGAAUUGGUGGUGGCCUGCAGCCGUGGGUGGCCAAGCUGCGGAUGAGCCUGGAUGCCGGGUUCGGACAGAUUAAAUGCUGGCGGAGCGCCUGUCCUGGCGUCUGUGCAGCCGUGGGUGGCCAAGCUGCAGAUGAGCCUGGAUGCACGGUUCAGACAGAUUAAAUGUCGGUGGAGCCCCUGUCCUGGCGUCUGUGCAGAGAAUCGGAGGGGAGCACCUGACUUGGGUCCUUGAAUCAGUGAAGUCUGAGGAACCCCUACACCAGCGGUUCUCAACCUGUGGGUCGCCACCCCUUUGGGGGUCGAACGGCCCUUUCACAGAGGUCGCCUAAGACCAUCGGAAAACACAUAUAUAACUACA
This is a messenger RNA of Myotis lucifugus (little brown bat), 2668 nucleotides long. It is a transcript of the gene SLC16A5, whose product is annotated as solute carrier family 16 member 5. Lineage: Eukaryota; Metazoa; Chordata; Mammalia; Chiroptera; Vespertilionidae. Gene Ontology annotation, biological process: transmembrane transport; monocarboxylic acid transport. The transcript has 5 exons. The record is from RefSeq and is a predicted model, not a curated record. The coding region runs from base 355 to 1761 and encodes 468 amino acids. Gene Ontology annotation, molecular function: monocarboxylic acid transmembrane transporter activity.